Messenger RNA from Protopolystoma xenopodis, 294 nucleotides. NCBI's taxonomy places the organism in Eukaryota, Metazoa, Platyhelminthes, Monogenea, Polystomatidea, Polystomatidae. The record is from the annotation of a GenBank genome assembly.
AUGAUCCGCAAGAAGCCGAGCGAUCGGGUGCUCCAGCACCCCGGGCACGAGCCCCCAAAGGGGUACCGAUCGGGCAAAGAUGGUUAUCGCCGAUUGGUGGAGCGAUCCGAGUCCUCGCGAAUCGAGCCCCCCCCCUUCCUCGGGGGUGAACGAACACCCGGGCCUGACAUGUCGAGUUGUCAGAUGGCGAUGAUGAUAACCGCAUGUGGCACUACCGCAAUGCCCUCGAUGACAGCGCAUUGCCUCGAGCCCGUUCGCCGGGUCCUGGUUGCCGGGCCCCGUUUGGGUGGAUGA